Messenger RNA from Symbiodinium sp. CCMP2456, 160 nucleotides. The record is from the annotation of a GenBank genome assembly. NCBI's taxonomy places the organism in Eukaryota, Dinophyceae, Suessiales, Symbiodiniaceae.
GUCGGACCUGCGCGAGAGGUAUCCGAAGCUGGAGACCCAGCUGGCACUUGCCUGUAGCUUCUUCGGCCUCAGCAGCGACUGUCUUCGCAGUGCUGCGCUGGCCCCUGCCGUGCGCCGCACGGAGGAAGAGAUCUUCGUGUCCUCGGCACAAAGCUUCGAG